This is a messenger RNA of Trichoderma atroviride IMI 206040, 1602 nucleotides long. NCBI's taxonomy places the organism in Eukaryota, Fungi, Ascomycota, Sordariomycetes, Hypocreales, Hypocreaceae. The record is from RefSeq and is a predicted model, not a curated record.
AUGAAGUUCUUCAACGCACUCAAGUCAUCGGCUCCGCCGUCCAAUACUUUUACGCUCGCAAACAAAGAAUUUGCAAAGGUAACAUGGUGGCGCGAGCCGGGCCUUCGACGUUUGUAUCUCUUGCUUCUCGUGCCUCUGAUGACGUCCAUGGUCAACGGCUACGAUGGCUCCAUGAUGAACGCACUUCAGACGAGCGGCCAGUGGCAGGAUUAUUUCCAUCAUCCGCGCGGCUCGCUGCUGGCGUUUUACAAUCUAGCCUUUGGACUGGGACAGCUCUUGGCCGUGGUUCCAUUCCCAUUCCCUGCUACGAUUGCAGACAAGCUGGGGAGGCGAUGGGGAAUCGUUAUUGGCAGCGUCGUUGCAAUAAUUGGUGUGGCGAUUCAGAGCGCCAGUAUAGAUGUCGGCAUGUUUGUCGCCGGAAGAUUUAUUCUCGGCUUUGGCGUCAUGAUAGACCACGGCAGUGCGCCUCUUAUAGUGACCGAGUUGGCUCACACGCAGCACCGAGCCACAAUCACUGCGGUGUACAACUCGAUGUGGUAUUUUGGGUCGAUUGUUGCUGCGUGGGUGACUUUUGGAACCAUAAAUAUUGAUAGUGACUGGGCAUGGCGCAUUCCGUCCAUCAUCCAGGCUUUCCCUGCUAUCGUGCAGAUCAUAUUUGUUUGGUUGUUACCAGAGAGCCCACGUUUCCUCAUUGCCAAGGAUCGUCACGACGAAGCCCUCCAAGUCCUGGUCAAGUUCCACGGCAACGGCGAGCGCACUGAAUUCGUCCAGACUUCCUUCACCGAGAUCAAGGAGACGCUCGCUCUAGAGCAAGAGUUUUCCUCGAGGAGCGGCUGGCUCGAACUCAUCCGCACGCCAGGCAAUCGCAAACGCACUCUCAUCUGCUACCUCCAGGGCUUCUUCUCUCAGUGGUGCGGCAACGGUCUGGUCUCGUACUAUCUUGUUCCUGUGCUGGAAACGAUUGGCAUCACCAAGAAUGCUGAGCAGGCUGGCCUCAAUGGCGGACUGCAGAUUUGGAAUUUUAUAGUUGCCAUUUGGGCCUCGUUCAAUAUUGACAAGAUUGGCAGGAGGAAGAUGGUGUUGGGCAGCACAGGAUCGAUGAUUAUAUGCUUUGUGCUAUGGACUAUACUUUCGGCACGGUAUAACAUCACGGGAGACAGCGCCGAUGCGAAGGGUGUUAUCGUCAUGAUCUUUUUAUUUUACACGGCGUUCAAUUGUGGAUGGCAAGGUCUGCUCCUGGCAUAUCCCAUUGAGAUUUUGCCCUACGAAAUCCGCGCAAAGGGCCUGAACGUUACGUUUUUCGGAGUCAGCACAAACUUGCUCAACCAGUACAUCAACCCGGUUGGUAUUGAGUCUCAGGGAUGGAGAUUCUACAUUUUCUACGACGUCUUUCUCUGUGUUAUUUUCACUGUCGUAUAUUUCCUCUGGGUCGAAACAAAGAACACUCCGUUGGAAGAAAUCGCCAAAUAUUUCGACGGCGACGAAGCCAAAGUGGGCGGCGGCGCGUCAACCGGCGUCUCAGCAGCAGUGCUUGCUCAGAUGCGGGCAAAGAAGGAUGACUUUGGCGAAGAAGUGACACAUGUCGAAGAGAAUACAGCAUAG